AGCUGAUACAAAGUUCCUGCUUUAUGGGGGACAAGGGAGAUCAAGACAUUUUCAGAUCUGAAUGAGCUUGAUAGCUAAACAUUUACAGAAAGAUGGAGUUCUGAUAAGGUACACCACACUGGAAAAAGAAUGGAUCCCCACAGUGAAGAAAACAUGGAUCCAGAAGUCUCAGUCAUGUUUCAGAGCCCCUUCCCUGAGGGUAUAAGUCAGGAAAGAGUUCAAGCUGAGCUCUCUACCAAAUACAACCGUCAGGAGCUGCCAGAGCACAAAGUGAACAUUGAAAAGAUCUGGCAGAAGCGUUGCCAGGAGCAACCUUGGUUGUUCAAUGGUGCAAAGUUCCGGAUUCACUCAGUGACUUUAGAGAGGGGGAUCCUUAAAUUCCACCUUGGGCUGACAUGUUACAGGGACUUUAUUGGCACGAACUGGGCUACUCAUGCAUCCUACUUGCAGAAGCUUGGACAAGCAGAUUUUGGAGACAGUCAGGCAUACCUGGCAGAACCUCUUGGUGUUGGAGCUAUGCUGCAUACAGCUGAUGAUAAUUUUGUGUUCCUUCAACGUAGUUUACUGGUAGCAGAAGCACCAGGGCUAAUAGACAUUCCAGGAGGUCACCCAGAACCAAAGGCAGUUGUGCAGGGUAUUCCUGAAGAAUCCAUCACACUUGAGGACCUCUCAGCAGAUCAAGUUGUGCAGGAGCUAUUCUCUUCAAUUUUAGUAGAAAUACGGGAUGAGGUAAAUAUUCCUUUAACGACGCUGGAAAGACCAGUACUUCUAGGAAUUGCCCGCAAUACCACUAGUGCAGGGAGAGCGAGUGCUGAGUUCUAUGUCAGAUGUUCUCUGACCUCUGAAGAAGUGAAACAGUUUUAUUUAAUUGGAGGACCGGAGGCUGAAGAAUCAACUAAUAUUGUGUUUAUUAAAAGACAGGAUGUCCUGAGACUUAAAGAAAACAGAGAUGUCUGGAAGGGACUGUGUCCGUCUGCUAAGGGUGGAGUUAUACUGUAUUCAUCAGUCAAAGGAAAAGUAAACUGAACUUCAAGGGAUUCCAUGACUCCUUCCCAGGAUUCGUAAUGGUCAUUGUUUCAUACUCCUUCAUAAAAAAUUAGAUCAAUUUAAACAGCCAUUUUAUAUGUGUAUUGUUUUUUAAUUAAAAAAGCCAGUUGAAGAUACCAUGGAUAAACUGAAUCUGUGGUCUGUAGCAUUUCUAAUAUUUGCAGCAACUUAGUUUAUCACAUACUGCACACUUUGUACAGAUUUUCCACAGAAAUUAAGUUAUGAUUUUGUGCUCUCUAGCUUCCAGCUGAAUUCAGCUAAACUUCACCUUUGUAAAGAGUUUGAACAUGCUUUUCAUUAUUGUUAAAAAAUUCUGAGUACUUAGCAGAAUAGUGGUCUCUUAAAGAUCUCAGCUUCAUUAAAGGUCUUUAUUGAUGAAGAUAAGAUUACUAAAGUAAAGAUAGCUAGACUAAGCCGUCUGGCAUGCAGAAAUAUCACAACUGAUCAGAUUUAACUUAAAUGUGUAGAAUGGUUAUGCUAACUGAAAGCUUUGCAUUAUGCUGACUGAAAGUUCUGGAUUAUUAGCUGUUAGAAUCUAGAUAUGAUUUGCAGAAUGCAAACUGUUAAAAUAAGCUGUGGUUAAGGUUAUACUACGUAAUUGUUGCAGUUUUUGCAAAAUUCUUGACAAACUUUGAACCCAAGGGCAAUGCUGUAGCUGUAAAAAUGUCUUACAGAGCCUGAGAAGCUAGACCCUGCCUUGACCAUAAGACUAGGUGAAGUCAACAGAGUAAUAUGUAUUGACCACAGAACUGUGAGAAAGCCAUACAUCGUAAGUUAUGGUGUGAGAAACAGCAGCUCACAGUUCGCUCUGCAAUAUUUGAAAGAUUACAUGUUCAAUGAGAAAAUAAGAUUUGCACACUGCUUUUGACCGCAUAAUGCCUGGUCUAUUUUAUAUGAAACAAAUAUUCAUUUAAAAAUGUCAGUAAGAAGCCAAAAAUAUAAGACCUGUUUUGUC
Messenger RNA from Protopterus annectens (West African lungfish), 2002 nucleotides. RefSeq names its product nudix hydrolase 22 (gene NUDT22). Gene Ontology annotation, molecular function: GDP-mannose hydrolase activity. The transcript has 6 exons. Bases 130 to 1026 code for a protein of 298 amino acids. NCBI's taxonomy places the organism in Eukaryota, Metazoa, Chordata, Ceratodontiformes, Protopteridae. The record is from RefSeq and is a predicted model, not a curated record.